Messenger RNA from Megalops cyprinoides (Indo-Pacific tarpon), 1734 nucleotides. RefSeq names its product NIN1 (RPN12) binding protein 1 homolog (gene nob1). The coding region runs from base 205 to 1590 and encodes 461 amino acids. Lineage: Eukaryota; Metazoa; Chordata; Actinopteri; Elopiformes; Megalopidae. Gene Ontology annotation, cellular component: preribosome, small subunit precursor. Gene Ontology annotation, biological process: maturation of SSU-rRNA; ribosomal small subunit biogenesis. The transcript is spliced from 9 exons. The record is from RefSeq and is a predicted model, not a curated record. Gene Ontology annotation, molecular function: RNA endonuclease activity.
UUAAUUAAUUAACGAUCUAUCCAAGUGUCGUUCAUUCGCAUUUGAUGCAAGAUGUUAAAAACGAUGGCCAAGGGUACUGAAUCCCAUUAAGUCACAAAAAUGCCGUUACUGAAUGUUAACACUAAACCAGCGCGAUGAACUGGGAGGCUACGAUCAUUUACAUUCAUUCUCUCUGAUUGGGUCGGGUCAGAGACGUGUUCAAAGAUGGCUGCUACCAUGGUGGAACAUGUUGUUGCUGAUGCUGGAGCCUUUUUGAAAAAGGCACCAUUGCAGGAAUUUGGAAAGAAUAUAUACACCGUGAAGGAGGUUGUGGAUGAAAUCCGGGACAAACAGACAAGGAGGAGUCUAGCAUUUCUACCGUUUAAGCUCAAUUUCAAGGAGCCCUUCCCAGAGCACGUACGAUUUGUGACUGAGUUCUCCAAAAAGACAGGAGACUACCCCAGCCUGUCAGCCACAGACAUAAAGGUCUUGGCUUUAACUUAUCAGCUGGAAACAGAAAAUGUGGGAACUGGUCACCUAAAGAAAGAGCCUGAGGUUAAAGUCAACAUUUGUAGCACACAGCGACAUCCUGAGGCCCCAGUCAACGUUGCUGGGUUCCACCUGCCAACAAAGAAACCACCAGAGAGGCCAGGUACAGGCAAGACAGACCCUUCCUUCUCACAGAGCUCCCUGGCCCCUGAGAGUGCAGAAUUCAACAGCUUCCAGUUCUGGAGGAAUCCUCUGCCCAGUAUAGAGGCUGACUUGCUGGAACUAUUGAAUGCAGAAACAGUCUCAACAACAGAUAGUCCUGGUGAAGUGGCUGAAAAGCUACAGUCAGUUUGCCUCUCCAUUGAGGGGAAAGAUGGAUCUUCUCAGCCAGCCAGAGACUCAUGUGAGGAUGGCAGUGCCUCAGAUGAAGAGACAGGAGAGGAAGAAGAGGAUGAUGAUGAUGAUGAUGAUGAUGAUGAAGAUGAAGAUGAUGAUGGUGGUGGCUGGAUCACUCCCAGUAACAUCAAACAGGUUCAGCUUGAUGUGGGUAAUUGGGAGUCUCCUGCCAAUGUCAAAGUGGGCUGCCUGACCACAGACUUUGCUAUGCAGAAUGUACUGAUUCAGAUAGGACUCCAUGUCCUCUCGGUGAAUGGAAUGCUCAUCAAGCAAUCCAGGAACUAUAUUCUGCGUUGCCAUGCCUGUUUUAAGACCACUACAAACAUGACCAAAGUGUUUUGCCCAAACUGUGGGAACAAGACACUGAAGAAGAUCGCAGUGACCGUCAAAGAGGAUGGCAGCCUGCAGAUGCAUUUCUCCAAGAACCCCAAAGUGCUGAACCCCAAAGGGAUGAGGUUCACCUUGCCCAAGCCACAGGGGGGCAAACAUGGCAACAACCCGCACCUGGUGGAGGAUCAGAGGUUCCCUCAGCAGCGACUGUCACGCAAAGCCAGACAGAAGACCGAUGUCUUUAAUCCAGACUACAUCGCUGGCGGGUCUCCCUUUGUAGAGAAUGACAUCUACAGCAAAGCUGCCAGCUUGCAGUUGCGGGAUACCCACAUCGGUGGGGGCAGACGCCGUGCCAAUCCCAACGCUGCCCGCAAGAAGUUUGUCAAGAGAAAAUGAACCUCCAUGCCGUGUUAGUGGAUUCAGGUUACAGCCACAUCAGUUGUGUAAGGAGUAUAUGAAACAGACAGGGAUCAUGAGGCAAGCACAAUUUGCUAUAAGCUCCAGUAAGACGCACUGAUAUGCAACUAACCUGAGGCUAUA